AUGGUAGCAGGAUACUCCUGGCGCUGGCUUGUAAUUUCGCUUCCUGCGUCUCAUUUUUCAUAUUUUAGCGCUUUGAGUGCCAUUUGGCAAACUGCACAACUGGAAACGGCAACAGCAAUGGCAAUGGCGACUGCCCAACAAGGUAAACAGACUGGAAUGAGUAAGUGUGGGACAUGUUCUUGUGCCAGCAGACAAACCUCAAAGUGGCCAUUGGAGUGGGUGACGAGUUAA
Drosophila bipectinata is the source of this 231-nucleotide messenger RNA. RefSeq lists its product as uncharacterized. Lineage: Eukaryota; Metazoa; Arthropoda; Insecta; Diptera; Drosophilidae. The record is from RefSeq and is a predicted model, not a curated record.